Molecule: messenger RNA, 2542 nt
Organism: Macadamia integrifolia
Lineage: Eukaryota; Viridiplantae; Streptophyta; Magnoliopsida; Proteales; Proteaceae
Product: F-box protein CPR1-like
Exons: 2
Coding region: 1-1041 (346 amino acids)
Source: RefSeq, a predicted model, not a curated record
AUGGCGGAAGACAACGAGAAGAUAAGCGAAGAGGAGACAAUGGCAACCAAGAACCUCCCUGGGGACCUUAUCGAGUUCAUACUUUCAAGGCUUCCGGUCAAGUAUCUUCUAAGAUUCAGAGCGGCGGUAAAACUCGAUCUUCCGUUCAACUCUCCAGAUUACACAACUGAAGUAGUGGGUUCUUGUAACGGCUUGCUCUGUAUAUCCAGCUACGGCUUAACCUGGUAUCACAAAGAUGACAUAUUCCUCUGGAAUCCUUCGACGAGAAGGUAUAAGAAGCUGCCAUUUACUCCUAUAGAGUGUCCUAUCCAAUUUCGCAUUGCCCAUCUCAUUGGUUACGGAUUCGGUUACGACCCCAUCACUGAUGAUUACAAGCUAGUAAGGGUUGUGCAGUCUUAUGGUAGAGAUGACAGCUCUUGGCAUUCGGAGGUGAAGGUCUAUUCACUUAGCACCAACUCAUGGAGAAGGAUUAGGAACAUGCCCUUCCACCUCGGCACACGCCUAAUUGGGGUUCAUGCAAAUUCUGCUCUUCAUUGGGUUGCUGAUCGCUUUAAGAGACCUUUCAGCUCCCCCACUAUUGUCGUUUCCUUUGAUCUUAAAGAUGAGGAGUAUCGAGAGGUGCCACUGCCUGACUUUGUGGACCUUAAGUUUUGCAUGACUAUUGGGUUUCUUGGUGGACAACUCGUGCUCUGUAACUUCUUGGGGGUCCAUUUUGAGGUUUGGUUGUUGAAGGAUUACGGUGUGAGGGACUCUUGGACGAAACAGUUCUUGAUCGAAGGACAAUCCUCGAUGAGGUCUUUGAAGUUUGUUAGACCGAUUUGCUAUUCAAAGAAUGGUGAAGUUAUACUCAAGAAGAUUUCAAAUGCACUGGUCCUGUGUGAUCCCUGUAGUAGAAGGGCUAGGAAUUUUAGGAUUCUAAGUGUUUCGGAUAUGGUUGAAGCAGAGUUUUACGUUGGGAGUCUUGUUCCACUCGUGUCAAAGAUGAAACUGAGCGAAGAAAAAGAACAGGAAGCAACCAACAGAAAAAGAAAAAGAAUAUAGUAUAAUUUAUUAACAUGAUAAUUGGUAGUCUUAUAGUUACAAUUGUUUCCUCCUUGUUUGUUUAUUUACACCUUGCCUUGAACAAUUAUUGUUUCAUCUCAAAAACUGCAAUGGCUGUGUCUCUCAUUCUUGCUACUGUCUGAGCUCAUAAUCCAAUCUGUCAAGUUUCAAGAUGCUUGCUUUGAAACUGAAUGAAAAUUAGGGUGAAGACAUUAAUCCACCCUUGCAUGUUUAUUACAAAAUGCUAUUCUCUUAAAAAACUUCAUUGCAUUUCCUUUGUUAGCACUAAUGCACUUGGGUGAUGUGAAAGGGGUAUGUAAUUUGCCUGUUAAGUUGUACUUACUUGAGAUCUUUCCUUGUGAAUCAAAUUUAAGUUACUUGUAUAAGAGUGAAGUAGUGAGCCUUGCUUGCUUCAUUCAUUCUUUUCCAUUUAAUUAGGCCAUUGGAAAGGUUUUUGGAAAUGAUGUUUAUUUCCCUUGUUAGACGAUAGAUUUUAGGGGAGAAGCUGCACUUAUAGGAACUGCUUAGUGAAGACAGUGAAAUUUGUAUAUCAUUAGAUGUUGACUUGGUGUUAUGUGGGAAGGACAGACAGGAAGUCUUACAAUUUAUGGGCUAAAUGAAGAUUUUGCCCUAACUAGAGUGGACUUGUUGGAAGAGAAUUUGUGAAGCCAAACCUAAAGUAGUUUGGACUUUGAAGUAGGCUUAUUUUGAGAGUUGUGUGCUAUCCUACACUCUUUUAUGAUGGAAGUUUAUUUUCACUUUUUUAGGAAUGCUUUUCUUCACAGAAUUUGUUCUUAAACUGAAAUAACAUUAAAUCUCCGACGUGCUUCAUAUUGUUGCUACAUUGUACCUUGUUAGAGUAUUGAUAGAGUUAACAUCAGGUGCGAAUGGACGUAAUGAUCUACCAGGCCUGUAAACAAAGAUUAGAUACAAAUACUGAAUCUGACUUUGGCCAUCAUAAUAUUCAGUAGGGUGAUAUUUGGACUUUAAGUUAUCUUACACGAAUUUUUUGUCUGACCGCUGGUCCUCGUUCAUUCUUUAUGUGAAGUGAUUGAUUUUAUGCAUCAUGUUUCAGUUUUUUCCCCUUAGAACCUCACCCUGGAAACAAUGAUAGGAUUGUGUGUCUUUUUCACAUCUCUUUUAAAUGUGUAAGAGUAUUAAUAUUGCUUUCAUUCUCUAUUUACCGUGAUGCUGUACAGUAUUUCAUUUGUGGAACCUUGUUCUGACAGGGCCGACGUUGAAAGUGGAAGGUUAGCAAUGAACUAAUCGAGAAUGGAAAACAAAUGACAAGGGAAUCGGGGCAUGGGCUUACGAAGUAUAUCCUAUGGUAUUCUUUCUUUUGCUGUACAUAAUCUGUUGGCUAUACAUGGAUAUUGCUGUCAAUGGUGCCCAUAUAUUUUGUAUGGUUUGGUACAUAUUACGACUCACGGUACUCACUGACUUCAGUCUUUUUGUUCAAAGAAUUUAAAAAUGUCAAUACAACAAUGGGGGUUAUCUUUUA